AUGGCAUACAAUUCGUUGACUGAAGCCCCUCGUAACCUCAAGGAGGCCAUUGACUGGUUGAUGGCCCUGAAGGGAACAGAUGCUGAAAACAACAUGAAGGCUUUCGGUGAUGCAGUUUACAAAUUUCUCGCAGACAAGCCUGUUGGCAAGAUGGAAGUGCCAGCUCUCGAGAAAGUGAAAGUUAUCACUAAGCAGUUCCUGGAGCACAGAAAUAUUAAAGGCCAGUGGUUCACAAAAAGAUUUCUAAAAAUGUAUGGGGCGCCUAUGGUGAAAGAACCCGAAAAGCUCGCUAAGGUGUUAGAAUACGUGCGUGAAAGCGAUCACAAGAACGUCGUACAGACCCAUAAGGCCAAGCCUGAAACUAUUGCGAAGAAGUUAGGUAAAGUUGUGGCUGGUUGUGAUGUGUUCCUGGAACAUAUAAAGAACCCUGACUCUUAUAACUCUGCGUACAGCUCGGAAGCUACGUGGGAUGCAUCGUGCACGGAAGAUCCGGAAGCUUGCGCAGUGGUCUUCGUGGGGAUUGCGCCUAUGUUAUAUACAGGAUUAUAUUAUCUGCAACAUGCGUGCAUACGUGCAAAAUUGGGUGGGCCGGGUUCUUUCGAUGAGAAGCGUUAUGAAAGUGCAUUAGAGGCAGCGGGUUACGACGCUGCUGAACGCCACGAUAACAUUAGUGCUUCAGACUUGCUAUGGUCGUUGGACUACGCGAAUAAACAAGCGUUGGCGACAAUAUACGACCUCUCUGGUUUCUGGGCUUUCUAUUGA
Babesia ovata is the source of this 762-nucleotide messenger RNA. RefSeq lists its product as uncharacterized. The record is from RefSeq and is a predicted model, not a curated record. Bases 1 to 762 code for a protein of 253 amino acids. Lineage: Eukaryota; Apicomplexa; Aconoidasida; Piroplasmida; Babesiidae. The transcript has a single exon.